AUGACCUCACAAACAUUGAAGAUCGCGGUUAUUCCAGGAGAUGGCAUCGGCAAAGAGGUGAUGCCGUGGGGUGUACGUUGUCUCGAAGCAGCCGCCAAAGUUUUCAAUCUCUCGUUACAGUUUGAGAAUUUCGACUUUGCGAGCUGUGACUAUUACCAGAAGCAUGGCGAAAUGAUGCCGCCCGAUUGGAAAGAGAAGCUCCUCCAAUUCGACGCCAUCUACUUUGGCGCAGUCGGCAUGCCAGAUCUCGUCGCCGACGACGUCUCACUUUGGGGGAGCUUGCUCAAGUUCCGCCGCGAGUUCGAUCAAUACAUCAAUCUACGUCCAUGUCGUUUGAUGCCUGGUGUGAAAUCGCCAUUGGCCAACCGCAAGCCUGGUGACAUUGACUUCUGGAUCGUCCGUGAAAAUACGGAGGGCGAAUACAGCAGUAUCGGCGGCAAAAUUUUUGAAGGAACAGAACGAGAGACUGUGAUUCAGGAGACGGUAAUGACAAGAGUGGGCGUCGACAGGGUCCUUCGUUAUGCGUUCGACCUUGCUAAGAGCCGACCUCGCCAAAAGCUCACCAGUGCUACCAAGAGCAACGGCAUUAAGAUUACCAUGCCAUACUGGGAUGCCCGUGUGGAGGAGAUGGCAAAGAAUUAUCCAGAAGUCAAGCUUGAAAAGUAUCAUAUCGACAUCUUGACUGCGCACUUCGUACAGCGCCCGAACAUUUUUGACGUGGUCGUUGGAAGUAACCUCUUUGGAGACAUCCUCUCAGAUCUCGGUCCUGCUUGCACGGGAACAAUUGGUAUCGCGCCGUCGGCUAACAUCAAUCCCGAUGGAAAGUUUCCCAGUCUUUUCGAACCUGUUCACGGCAGUGCCCCUGAUAUUUUUGGCAAGGGUAUUGCCAAUCCGGUUGGGAUGAUAUGGGCUGGACAGAUGCUCCUCCAGCACUUCGGACACACGGAUGCCGCCAACCUGGUACUUAAAGCUAUCGAGAAUGUUCUUGCACGCUCCGAAGUCUCUGUAAUGACACCUGACUUGGGAGGCCAAGGCACAACGAACGGGUUUGGCCAGGCAAUCGAAUCAGAGAUAUAUGCUCUGGGUCAGAGUAAGUAA
Molecule: messenger RNA, 1098 nt
Organism: Colletotrichum truncatum
Lineage: Eukaryota; Fungi; Ascomycota; Sordariomycetes; Glomerellales; Glomerellaceae
Product: tartrate dehydrogenase
Molecular function (GO): magnesium ion binding; NAD binding; oxidoreductase activity, acting on the CH-OH group of donors, NAD or NADP as acceptor
Source: RefSeq, a predicted model, not a curated record